Molecule: messenger RNA, 351 nt
Organism: Prunus armeniaca (apricot)
Lineage: Eukaryota; Viridiplantae; Streptophyta; Magnoliopsida; Rosales; Rosaceae
Source: the annotation of a GenBank genome assembly
AUGGUAGCCGUGAAGAAACUCCAUCUUCUCCACAAUGGCGAGAAUAAUUUUCAGAAGGAAUUCUUCAAUGAAAUAAGAGCACUAACUGAGAUACGACACCGGAACAUUAUGAAGCUUCAUGCUAAAGAACUAGGGUGGAGUAAAAGGGUGAAUAUUGUUAAAGGUUUAGCUCAUGCCUUGUCCUACAUGCACCACGAUUGCUUGCCACCAAUUGUACAUCGUGACAUAUCAAGCAAGAAUGUUUUGCUGGAUUCUGAAUAUGAGGCCAGUGUUUCAGAUUUUGGCACCGCAAAGUUUUUAAAUCCAGACUCACUAAUUGGAGUGCUCUUGCAGGCACGUAUGGAUAUAUAG